AUGCGUCUGUUUCAUGCUGUCGCCGUCGUACAGCUGCUGGCUGUACGCCUCGUUGCUGCUGUUCCUUUCGACUCGACUCCGGUCAUCGACAUAGACCCAGCAGCCGAUCCGCUCGAGGCUCUCGCCCAACUGCAGCAGCACACGUACGAGACACUUGAAAAGAACGAUGCCAUGUCAAAGAGGGCUCCGGAAGGUUGUUCCUUGGCCACCACAACUAUUCGGAGGGACUGGGAUCAUAUGAGCAAGCCAGAUCGAAGGUCAUACAUUAAAGCUGUUCAGUGUCUUCGAAAACUGCCAUCCAAAUCUGACAAGUCCUGGGCUGCAGCAGCGAAGACGCGUUUCGAUGACUUUGUCGCCAUCCAUGUAAACCAGACCAUGUACAUACACGGUAAUGGUCUCUUUCUUACCUGGCAUCGCUACUUUGUAUGGGCGUACGAGCAAGCUCUCCGAAACGAAUGUGGUUACAAGGGCUACCAACCUUACUGGAACUGGUUUGCGCACACCGACAAUAUCUAUGAGUCGCCUGUGUUCGAUGGGAGUGAUACUAGCUUGGGUGGUGAUGGUGCAUACUUCUCACACAAUGGAAGUCUUGCUGGUGCUCGGACAAUAGUCAUCCCCUCUGGCAAAGGAGGUGGUUGUAUUGAAAGCGGCCCCUUCAAGAAUACGCAAGCGAACAUUGGCCCAAUUUCUCCUGGCAUGCAGGGCUUUACUGACCUGGCAGCCGACACCACCGACUACAAUCCUCGGUGCCUGCGCCGAGACAUCAGUCCGUAUAUACCCAAGAAGUGGUUUACCACUGCGAACCUUCUGAACGUAACUAUUGGCGCGGGUUCUCGAACCCACCGCGAUUUCUGGGUCGAAAUCCAAGGUCGAUACCCAGAUGGCUUCCUCGGUCUGCACACGUCGGGUCAUUACACCAUGGGCGGCGACGCGACUGAUCUCUACUCUUCCGUCAAUGAUCCCGCGUUUUGGCUUCAUCACGCUAUGCUUGACCGCAUUUACUGGAUUUGGCAGACGCUCCACCCAGCGGAGGCGAACAAGGUGACGGGCACUCUAACGUUGCAGAACAGGCCGCCAACGCGCGACGCCACUAUUGACGAGCCGUUAAACUUGGGGGUCAAUGGCGAGACACUGAGGAUUCGCGAUAUGUUCAACACCUUAGGAGGUAGCCCUUUGUGCUAUAUUUAUCUGUAA
Molecule: messenger RNA, 1194 nt
Organism: Alternaria atra
Lineage: Eukaryota; Fungi; Ascomycota; Dothideomycetes; Pleosporales; Pleosporaceae
Exons: 4
Coding region: 1-1194 (397 amino acids)
Molecular function (GO): oxidoreductase activity
Source: RefSeq, a predicted model, not a curated record